AUGUCCGCCUCAUUAGAUAAAUCAUUAGAUGAUAUCAUUUCAUCUUCAAAAAAAUCUUUCAAAUCAAGAAGACCUGGUGCUAAAAUUGGUGGUGGUGCUAAAGGUAAUCAAAACAAAGUUGGAAAAAAGUUGGUUGGAAACAAGACUAAAAAGACUGCUACUUUUAAAAGACCAAAUGGUCCAAAACCUGCUGCAGCCGCUGCUGCUGCUGCUGCUGUUCCAGCAUUUGACUUGUCGUAUGCUACAAAAGUCAACGUAACUGGUUUACCAAAGGACUUGAAGCAAGACAAUAUUAGGGAAUUUUUUCAAUCACAAGUUGGUGGUGUUCAAACCGUGGCCUUGAGUUAUAAUGAAAGAGGUCAAUUUAAAGGUGUUGCCACAGUAAUUUUCAAAUCCAACAAGAAUGCCGCUUUGGCCGUUGAAAAGUACCAUGGUGCUUCUAUCGAUGGUGGUAAGGGAAAAUUAUCCUUGGAAUUGAUUAUCGAUACUACUAAGAAACCUCUUGCCGCUAGAAUUGCUGCUAAACCAGUGCAAAAAGCACAAGCAGCCAAGGCUAUCGAGAACAAAAAGAAGUUGUUGGUGAAGAAGGCAAAGAAACCAGCCAAGAAGCCCCAACAAAAGAAGAAAACCGUUGAGGAAUUAGACCAAGAAAUGGCGGAUUAUUUUGAGAGUUAG
Messenger RNA from Lodderomyces parapsilosis, 675 nucleotides. RefSeq names its product RNA-binding protein. Bases 1 to 675 code for a protein of 224 amino acids. Gene Ontology annotation, biological process: mRNA export from nucleus. The transcript has 2 exons. NCBI's taxonomy places the organism in Eukaryota, Fungi, Ascomycota, Pichiomycetes, Serinales, Debaryomycetaceae. The record is from RefSeq and is a predicted model, not a curated record. Gene Ontology annotation, molecular function: mRNA binding. Gene Ontology annotation, cellular component: nucleus.